AAUUGGGAAUUUUGUUAUCAUUCCAACACGUCUUUAUCUUUCCUAAACUCCAAACAAACAAACUAUCGUCACAUUUCUUUCUCUCUUGAAAAUUUCUCCCUUUCCAGAUUGUUGAAUUUAAGAGGAAGCAAAAAUGGGGCUUUCUUUCACAAAGCUGUUUAGCAGACUGUUUUCGAAAAAGGAGAUGCGUAUACUGAUGGUGGGUCUCGAUGCGGCUGGUAAGACCACCAUCUUGUAUAAGCUCAAGUUGGGAGAAAUUGUUACCACCAUUCCAACCAUUGGAUUCAAUGUGGAGACUGUUGAGUACAAGAACAUUAGCUUCACUGUUUGGGAUGUUGGAGGUCAAGACAAGAUCCGUCCCUUGUGGAGACACUACUUCCAGAACACACAAGGACUCAUCUUUGUGGUUGACAGUAACGAUCGUGACCGUGUGGUUGAAGCGAGGGAUGAGCUGCACAGGAUGCUGAAUGAGGAUGAAUUGAGGGAUGCAGUUCUGCUAGUGUUUGCUAACAAGCAGGAUCUUCCCAAUGCAAUGAACGCUGCAGAAAUUACCGACAAGCUCGGUCUCCACUCCCUCCGUCAACGACACUGGUAUAUCCAGAGUACAUGUGCGACAUCAGGUGAAGGACUGUACGAGGGUCUCGACUGGCUCUCGAACAACAUAGCAAGCAAGGGUUAAAUGACUGAGUUCCGAGUUUACAUGUAGAACAAGGACGGUUGAUAUUCAUUUUCGUUUAUGUGACUUCGACUAAUACAUUUAUUUCAGAGUUCUUUCAUAGCAUAUAUUGUUCAGUCGCAGGUUAUGUCAUUUGUUUGUUGUAGUCUGAAUUUAAGACAUGAGAUUGAUUGCAACCAUUUAUCUAGUUAUGUGAUUUUUUUCGUUA
Messenger RNA from Amaranthus tricolor (Joseph's coat), 884 nucleotides. Its product is annotated as ADP-ribosylation factor-like. The coding region runs from base 134 to 679 and encodes 181 amino acids. Gene Ontology annotation, cellular component: cytoplasm. Gene Ontology annotation, biological process: vesicle-mediated transport; intracellular protein transport. The transcript has 7 exons. Gene Ontology annotation, molecular function: GTP binding; GTPase activity. The record is from RefSeq and is a predicted model, not a curated record. Lineage: Eukaryota; Viridiplantae; Streptophyta; Magnoliopsida; Caryophyllales; Amaranthaceae.